UAUUCACCAGUUGACCCAAUCGGUUCAACCAAAAAUAAUUUUUGUUAGACAUGGAGAACAUAGUCAUAAAGAUCCCAGAUCCACUUCUUGGACAUUGUGCAAACUAAUUUUACUGCUAAAAAGACCUUCUUGAAAACCUUUUAAUACAAUGACAUAUAGACUGUGAAGAUACAUAGUUUUUUAAUCUUUUUAAUUAUUGACUUCCAACUUGUAACUCCUACAUGUUAAACAACCAGAGGAGGUGACAAUGACUACCGUUACUCAAAGAACAUUGUCUCCACAAACUGUAAAUUAUGAAUUCGACUGUAUCUUAGUCCGCUUACUAUAAAAAGGUCCACGUCAGUGCGCUGUGCGAUAGGAUGGAGCGACUAAAGAGUGAAGUACCUAUGACGAAUGUUCUGUACUACGUACCGCACAACAUAACAUAACCACAAUCAUAAAUUUGCAACGUGUUGUGUGUGCAACAACUUAACAGAUACCUUAUAAGAUUCACGCAUCUAGGAAAUAUUUAGGAACAAAUUAUAACAUAAAAAAGAUAAGUGCUCAAAAAUGAACUCGUUAGUGUGGAUAUGUGUUAUACUAUUGGGACAAUGUUAUAUGGGAAUUAAUGCACAGGGUCAAAGAGUUGCACCGGGAGUUCCACCCCAACAUUAUCAACAGCCACCACAGCCGCAUCAGGUUCAUCAGCAGCAACAAAUCCAUCAGCAACAACAAAUCCACCAACAACAAGUUCAUCAACAGCAACAGUUUCAGCAAGUACCAGUACAACAAGUUCCUGUACAACCAGUUCCUCUCCAGCAGCAACCUCAAGUUCAACAUGUGCCGGUACCACAGCAGCAGCAGCAGCAGCAGCAGCCGCAACAACAACAACAACAACAACAACAACAACAACAACAGCAGCAACAAGUGCCACAUGGUCAUAACCAUGGGGUACCGCAGCCAGGACAAAUUCUCAAUGCUGCAAAUAUUGAGCACGAAAAGGCACACAUAGCAGAGCACAUGGAAAUACCUAUGGACACAAAUAAAAUGACGGAUCAGGAGUUACAGUUCCAUUAUUUCAAAAUGCAUGAUGCAGACAAUAAUAACAAAUUGGAUGGUUGUGAGCUUAUAAAAUCUCUCAUCCAUUGGCAUGAGACAGAAGAAGAAGGCAUGCAGGCAGAAAACUAUACGGACGCGCAGUUGUUGAACGUGGUUGAAGCAGUUAUGAGUUCGACUGAUGUUGAUGAUGACGGGUACAUUACAUGGUCUGAGUUUAUCGCCAGAAACAGUUGAACUAGGUCACAUUCCGUAUAAAAUGAUAUAGGUUUAUUCUUGAAAAUUAUGAACAAAAGAUGAAACAAAAAAAAUUUGAUGACGAAUUUAAUAAAUUGAGAUUUAGUUUUAGUUUUAAUUAUAAUUUAUUCACUCGGAAUAUCGGAGUUUGCAGUUGCCCUUCACUGCUGGUUAAGUUUUCAUGUCGUUUGCUGGAAAUAAAAUAAUUUUUCAUCGAAUAAACAAUUAACAAAUCAAAAACGGUUAACCAAUAUUAUCGCGGAACACAAGAGAAAUCGGAACUUUGCCCAAAAAACAUUGAAAUAAUGAAAAAUGUAAUUGAAGACUGUACUAGUUGAGAAAAACAAAGACAGCACGUUUACUGCACCGAUACUAGACAUUUUAUAGGCGGUUCAAAACAUUACGGUAUACAUAGCAACGUCCAAUCUGUAUAUAUGAUCAUGGUUCUUGUUAUAAUCUACAUCUUGUAUCCAUUACGUAAUUACUUACAAUUACAUUAAAAGAUGUUAAAUAUUUUGAAAACAAAUAUCGCUCAAUGAAAAAUCAGUAAUCACUGAUCCCAACUGGGCUCGCUCAUUCGGAUGGUUUGUGUAACUUUCUCUUAAAAUAGUCAAAUAUCUUCCUUACUUCUCUAUACAGUUCUAUUUUUUUUGAAUGUAUAGUGCCAAUGAGGUACAAAUUGUUUAUGCUUUUCAGAGUUUAUUAACUGAAUCAUAAUCAACGAUCAUAAUUCCUUAACAGGUACAACGGCAAACCAUUUUGGUAGCAAAUAUUGUCACUUUGAUCUGUCGUAAUAUUACACCGCCGUAAAUUACAAUACUUUGAACUUUUGUACAUCGAGUUACCAUCUGAGUGUAUAACUUAAGUGAAUAUAUUAUAGUCAAAUAUUUAUAUAAUUUUCUCUUUAAACUUAUAUUUACCCUAGAUCGAACGCGAAAAAAAAUGUAAAUAAUGAUAUGCAUACAGACCAGGUAUUUUAUAACAAUUACUGUAUGCAAAGAAAUUUGGGUUGUGCAAAUGUUUCAAGUGAUAUGAUUAUUUCAAGUUAAACAUUUUAUAAUGAGUGGGUGAAUUGUUUUUGUGCGUUUUAUAUAUCGAAGAAAAUGAAGAUAAGAAGUAAGACAAAAGUAAAGACUAAAAUAAUUAUCAUAUUGCACUGUCUAUGUAGCACUUGAUCCGUGUUAAUAAACACUUACAAAUCGACCCACUUGUCAUCGCUCACUAGCAAUGACAAUUACUAGUUCGAACGUAUCAAGUGAACAUUUUAUAUUUUAUAUACAAAUAAAUCGUUAUUAUUUUAAAAGUUGA
Molecule: messenger RNA, 2580 nt
Organism: Neodiprion virginianus
Lineage: Eukaryota; Metazoa; Arthropoda; Insecta; Hymenoptera; Diprionidae
Product: calmodulin-like protein 11
Exons: 7
Coding region: 550-1272 (240 amino acids)
Molecular function (GO): calcium ion binding
Source: RefSeq, a predicted model, not a curated record